Molecule: messenger RNA, 840 nt
Organism: Sebastes umbrosus (honeycomb rockfish)
Lineage: Eukaryota; Metazoa; Chordata; Actinopteri; Perciformes; Sebastidae
Product: troponin I, fast skeletal muscle-like
Exons: 7
Coding region: 153-668 (171 amino acids)
Biological process (GO): muscle contraction
Cellular component (GO): troponin complex
Source: RefSeq, a predicted model, not a curated record
AGGGCGGACUUUCUGCUGAGCGAGCUCUUCACACCCUAUAUACCCUGUUUAAUCUUUACUGUUCAGGACUUGGCAGUGUCUCCCCCUCUUCUUCUUCGUCUUCGUUUUCCCCGUCACGUUCAGUAGGCUGAAGACCACAAACCAACAACAACAUGUCUGAGGGAAAGAAAAUGACGUCCAGCCGUCGGCACGCUCUCAAGAGUUUGAUUCUGCAAAUUGCCGCCGGCUGGAUUGAGCAGGAGAAGAAGGAACUCGUGGUGGCGAAGGAGACCUACAUGGCCGAGAACUGCCCCAAACCCGACCUUGCCGGAGACAUGGCUGUCCUCAUGGAACUCUGCAAGAAGCUCCACCAGGCCAUCGAUAAGAUCGACGAAUCGAGGUACGACGCCCAGUCCAAAGUCACCAAGAGCGACACCGAGAUUGACGAUCUGAAGCUGAAGGUGGUUGAGCUGGCCGGCGUGAAGAAACCGGCCCUGAAGAAGGUUCGUAUGUCGGCCGACUCCAUGCUGCAGGCUCUGCUGGGAGGAAAACACAAGGUGACCAUGGACCUGAGGGCCAACCUGAAGCAGGUCAAGAAGGAGGUCAAAGAGGAGUCGGCGGAGGCGGGUGACUGGCGUAAGAACAUCGAGGAUAAGGCCGACAGGAAGAAGAUGUUCGAGACUUCCUAAAAACCUUCCCGAGGCGGCGAGGACGACGGCAGGGGAGACGUCUCCGUCUGAGGUCUGAGUGACUGAAUGUGUCUCUGAGUCCCAGCAGGACAGUUCAGACACUGUUGUUGUUGUUGUUGUUGUUGUUUUUGUGAUACAUCAGUCAUUAGAAAUAAAUGUGUUGAAAUACAGA